CUUACUGAUGGGGUUGACUUGAGAACGCGCAUGCGCUGUACAGUUGGAAGAUGGUCGUUUUGUCAGAGUGAGGAGAAGCCCGAAAGUCACAAACCAUGAACAUUGUGGGCCAGCUAGCAGAGACCGUGUUUGUCACAGUGAAGGAGCUGUACCGCGGCCUGAACCCGGCCACCCUGACCGGAGGGAUCGAUGUCAUCGUGGUGCGGCAGCCUGAUGGGUCUUACCAAUGCUCGCCGUUUCACAUCCGGUUCGGGAAGCUCGGCGUGUUGCGCUCCAAAGAGAAAAUUGUCGACAUCGAGAUAAAUGGAGAAUCGGUCGACCUGCAUAUGAAGCUUGGAGAUAAUGGCGAGGCUUUCUUUGUGGAGGAAGAAGAAAACAUGGACGUCCCAGCCUUUCUGUGCACCUCCCCAAUUCCUCUUGAGGUCCCUGAGGAGACGGAUGUGAUCGCCGAGGGGUCCGGAGCCCGCAAGAAGAAGCGGUGGCGGAAGCACGUGCGUUAUGAUAAUCAGCAGAGGGACGAAGCCAACUCCUCGUCAGAAGAAAGAGACAAAGAGGAGGAGAGCAUGAGAGACUCUGACGCUGCUCAGUGGGAGAGUCUUUCAUCUCAACCACUGCUGACCAGUAAAUCAGUGUACUACUCACUGUCUGAGGAGCCAAACGAGGAACUGGGGGAAACACAGAACAGAGACACUCAUCCACGUUCAGACGAAGAGCUCUCAGAGAGUGUUUUCUUGAGUCGGCCGGAUUCUCCUAAAAUCGACUCUGAGGUUCUGGAUGAAGCCCAGGAUUUGUCUGAGCCCCAAAUGCAGUGGAACUGGGGAGGAUUUCCCACGGUGAAACACACCAACACAGACAGAGCUGCACAUUUACGCCAGACCUGUGCUGCGGUUGGAGUUCAACCUGCUGACAUGCGGUUGUCCUGUUUUUCGCAGCCCUGUGACCCAGAGAAUACACCAGGAGAGCUGAAGGCCUCAACUCACUUCUUCCCCAUUGAGAGACAGGAUUCCUUUGACCUUGACUACGAGGUCACACCUUCCGUGAUCAGCUGCGUGAAGCCACAGCCGAUGGCGGGCUCAUUUUGUUUAGACAGCAGCUCUCAGCAAGCCAGCUCUUUAUCUACGAAGAACAACGUUCACGAUGCACUUUCCUACCACAGCGACCAUUUCAUGUCAUGUGUUUCUUCCGUUGACGUAGAUUCUGAAUGUACGGUGGAAGAGAAGGAGGAAAAAGACUCUUCUUCUGAGAGUAUUGGCAUUUGUGUCGACAAAAGCCAAGAAAGUGCUGAAAAAGUUAGUUCUGUAGCUGAAAGAGUUUCUGAAAAUGGAACUUUGAGCAAAACAGAAGAGCUGACAAAAAAGAUGGCAGAAUGCACACUCCAAGAAUCAAGCCAGGAUAGUCGAGGACAAGAGAGUGUCUCAUCUGAGCAGAGAGAAUCAGAUUCUACAUAUUCUGCUCCUGACAGAGGAUUAGUGCCCAGCGCUGGUGGAGAAGAUGAUAAUACCACACUCAGAGCAACUGAUGAAUCACCUGAAAGCUCAGCUACUGCAUCACAAGCUGCCGACACGGACACUGGGAAUGACGUGGCGAAAUCCUCCGAAGCAUCCUCCAAGCUGGAACAACAGGACGAGAAAAAAAGUAAACAGAAUCAUCAUGGAGGCUCGUCGGAUAUUUACCUGGAUGACCUGACCACUCUGGACCCAGAGGUGGCGGAGCUUUAUUUCCCCAAAGCGGAGGCAGAGGGAGCGUUAACUCAGUAUGCUGAACAGGGCUCAGGUAGCCAGUCGCCUCAGUCUGUGGACAUUGGAGCAGUGGACAGUGGAACAGAGUAUCUGUCUGAUUCUACAUCGUACGUCAUGGACGUCAGUAUGUCCCUUUGUGGGAAAGUAGGAGACACCAGCCAGAUUACCAAAGAAAAGUUCACAGAGCACCUUGUGACAUAUCAGGAUUUUAUCAACAAUCCAGGAAUCAUUGAGGAUCCAAGUCUAGUCAUCUGCAUAAAUUCUAACUAUUACAAUUGGGGAGUGGCUGCUCCAAUGAUCCUGUCCAUGACAGCAUUCCAAAAACACCUACCAAUGAGUACAGUAGAGCAGCUGGUGAAGGACAAGAUGUCCAAAAAGCCUGGUCGCUGGUGGUUCUCAUGGAGACGCAGAGAAAUGGACAACAACAAGCAAAAACAAUUAAAGGAGGAGCAACUGGCAAGUGUUUCCUCCUCAGCCCAAGCCACACAAAAAGCUGACAAUGCUUCCAGUCUUUUUUCAGAAGCCAUGUCCAUGACUCAGUCCUUCAGCCACAUGUACCGCAAAUCACUACGUCUCACUUCCAAGGAGAUAGAGAGUCUAAAUCUGCGUGAUGGAGCCAAUAAAGUGGUAUUCAGUGUUACCACACAAUAUCAGGGCACCUGUCGCUGUGAAGCUGCUAUCUACCUGUGGAACUGGAACGAUCGGGUCAUCAUAUCAGACAUUGAUGGAACAAUCACCAAGUCUGAUGCGCUUGGUCAUAUCCUACCUCAGUUUGGAAAAGAUUGGACACACAAGGGAAUUGCCAAACUUUAUCACAAAAUACACAAAAAUGGAUACAAGUUCCUGUACUGCUCAGCGAGGGCUAUCGGCAUGGCUGGUAUUACCAAAGACUACUUGCAGUGGGUCAACGAGCAAGGCACUGUUCUUCCUAAAGGCCCUGUACUGCUGGCUCCCAGCAGCCUCUUUUCAGCACUACACAGGGAGGUGAUUGAGAAGAAGCCAGAGGUUUUUAAGGUCGCCUGUCUUAGUGACAUCAGGGACUUGUUCGGAUCACACAAACAACCUUUCUACGCGGCUUUUGGCAACAGGACGAAUGAUGUUUUUGCCUAUAAGCAGGUGGGAGUGACUGAGAGUAAAAUAUUUACAGUCAACCCAAAAGGAGAGCUUAUCCAAGAACUAUCUAAAGGCAGCAAGUCUUCGUAUAACCACCUGAGUGGACUGGUUGAGCAUUUCUUCCCCAUGGCCGCUGCUGAGACCAAUAACGCUGCAAUUUUAGUCUGUCCUGAAUAUAGUAGCUUCUCUUACUGGAAGGAGCCUCUGCCCGAAGUGGACAUUAGCAUACUGACAUAGACCAACUUCCAAUGUGUGUCUAAGCCCAACAUGCACGCAAAAUAGACAUAAAUUCUCUGAUUUUCUCAGGACAACCACCUUUGAUAAGAACAUAAAGAAGUAGUUGUUGAUUUUUAAUACUACACUCAGAUAGAUCCCAAUUAAACUAUUCGAGUCGAAGCGACUGAAUAAUUAGUAUCUUAAGCAUUUUUAGUUUUUCAAGGUUUGUUUCCUGUUACUACAUGUUUUCAUAAGUAUAAAUCUUAUUUAACCUAUUACCUGAUGAAUCGUAUUAAAACUGACAGAGAAGAACUCGUCUUUAGGCAUUACUUGGUGUGUUUUUUAAAUUGUAAGAAUGACUCAAAGAUAAUUUGCCUUACUUGAACCUAGAGAAGGUGUGAUCACAUUAACCUUGACAUGCACACCCCAUCUGUGUGUGUGUGUGUGAAUUCAUUGGACUCUAUAGCAUAUGGAGUUUUAUAUCUCAUUCUACCAAGAAACCAAAAACUGCUUAAAUAUGCAUAUCAAAUUAAUCUUAAUUAUAAGAUCUGUUUGAUCUCAUUGAGUUUAUGAGUCAGUUUGUGAUUAUCGGUUACAGCUUUGAAUUUGCACUUUACUGGAGAGAACAAAAUCCUUUGGACGAAAAGCUAUAUUUUAAACUCGUCCAAGACUAAAGGUCACGCACCAUUAGAAUUUUAUGUCAUGCAGAAGGACCAUUUAAUCUGAUUAUCGUGAAGCUAUGCUGGUCACAAUUUUUUCAUUGUCUCAUACCAAGUUUGUAAUGGCAUAAAAUGUACACUACACAAACGAGCAUCAGAUUUAAGACCAACAUUGAGUUCCACUGCAGAUGUGAGUUUUGGCUGUGAACUCUUAACGGUAAUGUCAUGCAUAUUUAUUAUUUUGCAUAUUUUCUUGUCCAGCUGAUCUGAAAUUGAGUAGUUUUUCUGUAAAUCAAAUGUACAAAAAUGUGAAAGAAUUUUAAACAAUCUAUGUUGUGCACAUUGUAGUUGUGUACUUGUGUUUUUAGAGUAAAUACAUUUUAUUUGCAAUAAAACCUCUUAUAAACAUGUUUUUUUGUUGCUGAUCAUAAUAUGCAAAUGUUUUCAAUCAAGACUUUGUUUUAUUGAAGUGGAGAUGGUAUUCUUGCUGUAUUUGGGGGAGCCUGUUACUGAGUGUCCUUGUGUUUUUUAAUGCAUUUAUUGCAAAUACCAUAGUGGUCAAAGGUUUUAAGAUGAACAGAUGUAUUUUGUUUCAGAAAUGUUUCAUCUUUACUGGUGUUAGAUCUUUGUAUCAGCUGUUUCUAUGGGACAUAAAAGUUAAAAACGAACCACUUUAAGUAGUUUGAAUGACUUGUUGGCAAACACAUCUGAAUAUAUGUGAAGGGUAAAUAGGAAUAGGAUCUGGGUCUUUUUUUUAAUGAACCUAAAUAUUUAAAGUUUUGAUCCAAAAAUAAACCACUUUCAUUAGUUUCAAUAUCUUGUUGAGAAACAUCUAAAUGUAUGCAAAUGGUCAAUAUGAAUAAGAUCUGGGUAAUUUUAGAUAUUUGAUAUUUAAAGUUCUCAUCCAUGAGCUCCUUGAUUUUUAUUUUUGAAUUGUGACACAUUGCUAUGUCUAAGGAUUAAGCUCUGCACUGGUGGUAAACUGAUAUGUUAGUUGAACGCUCUUUAGAAGAUUUCUCGGGCACGUGUUUCUUUUUUUCGGGUUCCCUGAAGCUUUCUUCCAGAAGUUUCUGAUGAGUUCAGAAUUGGUUGAUUUCAAUACAAUCUUACAAGCAGCAGUAUCCUUGCCCGGAAAGGUCUGUUUAUGCAAAUUGAAUUCAAAUCUGCUUAUUUAGACAGCGCCAAUUCACCACACAUGCUGUUUCACGGCACUUUAUACUCAAAAACGUUUUUUAUGUAAUAAAACAUUGACAGCAA
Molecule: messenger RNA, 4984 nt
Organism: Xiphophorus hellerii (green swordtail)
Lineage: Eukaryota; Metazoa; Chordata; Actinopteri; Cyprinodontiformes; Poeciliidae
Product: phosphatidate phosphatase LPIN2
Exons: 19
Coding region: 96-3089 (997 amino acids)
Biological process (GO): positive regulation of transcription by RNA polymerase II; triglyceride biosynthetic process; fatty acid catabolic process
Cellular component (GO): nucleus
Molecular function (GO): phosphatidate phosphatase activity; transcription coactivator activity
Source: RefSeq, a predicted model, not a curated record